AUGUUUGCCGCUCGUCAAGUCAUUGGUACUGUUCAGCGCAGAGCCUUCUCGGCUUCUGCCCGCGAUGUGAGUGCUCUUGUAGCCUGUCAAUGCCUCGCGCGGCGACAAUCCUCUACCCUCGAUUGCACCAGACUAACAAUAUCUUGCGCAGNNGCCUCCAAGGUCGCCGUCCUCGGUGCCGGUGGUGGUAUUGGCCAGCCUCUGUCGCUUCUCCUGAAGCUCAACCCCAGAGUCACUGAGCUUGCCCUCUACGAUGUCCGUGGUGCUCCCGGUGUUGCUGCCGACUGCUCCCACGUCAACACCAAGUCUGUUGUAAGUAGCUACUCGGCUCACAGAAUUCACAUCGCAAUGCUUACACACUCUACAGNNGUCAAGGGUUACGAGCAGGCCGAUGUUGCUGCUGCCCUCAAGGGCUCCGAGAUUGUCCUCAUCCCCGCUGGUGUCCCCCGCAAGCCUGGCAUGACCCGUGAUGGUAUGGACUUGUUCAAUUCGACCAACCAGAAACACAAACUAACACAUGCUANNGACCUCUUCAACACCAACGCCUCGAUCGUCCGCGACUUGGCCAAGGCUGCUGCUGAGAACUGCCCCAAGGCACACAUCCUCAUCAUCUCCAACCCCGUCAACUCGACCGUCCCUAUUGCCGCCGAGGUCUUCAAGGCUGCCGGUGUCUACGACCCAAAGCGCAUGUUCGGUGUCACCACUCUUGACGUUGUCCGUGCCUCGCGCUUCAUCUCCCAGCUCAAGAACACCGACCCCGCCUCGGAGAACAUUGUCGUCGUUGGUGGUCACUCUGGUGCUACCAUCGUCCCUCUCCUCUCCCAGUCUGGCUACAACCUCGAGGGCGAGCAGCUCGACGCCUACGUCAAGCGCGUCCAGUUCGGUGGUGACGAGGUCGUCCAGGCCAAGGGCGGUGCUGGCUCUGCCACUCUCUCUAUGGCCAUGGCCGGUGCUCGCUUCGCCGAGUCUCUCCUCAAGGCUGCCCAGGGCGAGAAGGGUGUCAUUGAGCCCACCUUUGUUGACUCUCNNCCCCUCUACAAGGACCAGGGUAUUGACUUCUUCGCCUCGCAGGUCGAGCUCGGCCCCAACGGUGUUGAGAAGAUCCACCCCGUUGGUCAGAUCACCGACUACGAGCAGAAGCUCCUCGACGCCUGUCUCAAGGACCUCAAGGGUAACAUUGAGAAGGGUGUCAAGUUCGCCAAGGAGAACCCUUAA
This is a messenger RNA of Aureobasidium musti, 1215 nucleotides long. The record is from the annotation of a GenBank genome assembly. NCBI's taxonomy places the organism in Eukaryota, Fungi, Ascomycota, Dothideomycetes, Dothideales, Saccotheciaceae.